This is a messenger RNA of Hibiscus syriacus, 1094 nucleotides long. Its product is annotated as LON peptidase N-terminal domain and RING finger protein 3-like. NCBI's taxonomy places the organism in Eukaryota, Viridiplantae, Streptophyta, Magnoliopsida, Malvales, Malvaceae. The coding region runs from base 28 to 1050 and encodes 340 amino acids. Gene Ontology annotation, cellular component: nucleus; site of double-strand break. The transcript is spliced from 5 exons. Gene Ontology annotation, biological process: double-strand break repair. The record is from RefSeq and is a predicted model, not a curated record. Gene Ontology annotation, molecular function: nucleosome binding; ubiquitin-protein transferase activity; metal ion binding.
CUUCUCCGUUUUCUCCCCAAGAAAAAAAUGGUGAGAGAAGAACCAAAAAGAAGCCCAGAAGUUUAUCGGCAGCCAAACAGUGCCGAGAAUAGUGAAAAUGUCGAUGACUUGUUUAGUCCCAGAUUCAAAUCCGUGGCAGCCAUGGCUGGAUGGGACGAGGAAGCUCUCAUCAUCGCUAGUCUCGUCGUCGAAGACACUCCAGAUCGGCAGCAAUCAAAACGCAAGAAACGCUCAGUUUUGAUAUCCAGCACUCCGCCGUGCUCCACUUCGAGAAGGAAACGUAGGGCUCAGAGAAGGAGCCAUGCUUCAACUCCGAUUGCUCCAUUAAAUCUCGAUGAAGAAGAGCAACAGAUUUCAAAACAAGGUGAUGAAGAAGAAAUUGUUGUGGAGGAUGAGAAGAAAACGAAAGUGAAUGAACCAGCUCCUCUUCAUUGUAUGGAUAAACUCAGAGAGGAGCUUUCAUGUGCAAUUUGUUUGGAUAUCUGCUUUGAACCAAGCACAACUCCGUGUGGACAUAGUUUCUGUAAGAAAUGUUUGAGAUCGGCUGCGGAUAAGUGCGGGAAACGAUGCCCGAAAUGCCGGCAGCUGAUAAGCAAUGGAAGAUCUUGCACUGUGAACACAGUUCUUUGGAAUACAAUUCAGCUCCUGUUUCCCAAAGAGGUUGAAGCAAGGAAGGCGGCAGCUGGUGCCGAGUGUCAAAGUCCAGAGAGCGGGACUCGUAGCGGUACCCGAAGGACACGAACUCGAACUCGAAUUCAAGAUCCUGCAUUGGCUGCAAGGCUACAGAGAGAGGAUCUUGCGCGGCUAGUAAACACUAGAAGGGGGGGCCCUGCAAGGCAGCAACGAGAUAAUGAUCUUUCGCGGCUAGUAAGCACCACCAGGAGAAGAAGAGAGACACCGGGACAAGACGGAGACGCGGCAUUAGCUUUAAGGAUGCAAAGAGAAGAGUUCAUGGAAGCUUUUAGGGGAAGCAGUGGCCAAAAUAUUUCGUUAGCUAGAGCAAAUUUGAGAGCUAUGGCAUCUAGAGCCAUUAAUAGAGGCCGGACUUAGUACUAAAUUGGUUAUGAAGGUGAUCCGUUACAUUUCUCUUUGAA